AAAAAGAAAGAAUGAAAAGGGAAAGUGUUUUUACAUAGGUUUCGUCAACUCUGAGUAGUAUGUAUUAGAGAAUCGAUCUGAGAUCAAUUAAGGAACUAAUUGAGUCAUUAUGCUGUAAUCGUUGAAGUACUCUCACUUUGAUUGGCGGAUUCAAAUCGAUAGAAUCAGUGCGUUGACUUGGGAUCUCUAGUUCAUUCAGUAAACUGCUACGGUCGUUUCAUUAGAAUCAGUGCGUUGACUUGGGAUCUCUAGUUCAUUCAGUAAACUGCUACGGUCGUUUCAUUAGAGCUUGGUCUAGGCACACAGAUUUGAGUCAAGUUCUAAAUUGGAGUCACAUUUGGUCAAAACAGAGACGCUUUAAAAGGGGACAAAAGGGUAGUCAUAUAACUUCUUCUUCGAGCCAAUGGUUGAAAGGUUCCCAUUAAUGUUCCUCCUUGUGUCACAUUUAUUCGUCUCAGGAGUAAUGUCGAGAAACUUUACUAUAGAAAACAAAUGCGAUUACACUGUCUGGCCAGGAAUCCUAACCAUGGCUGUUAUGGCUUCGCCCUCCACCACCGGCUUCUCCCUUAAGAAAGGGGAGUCGCGUGUGAUCAAUAUGCCAUCUUCAUGGACAGGUCGUUUGUGGGGUAGAUCCCACUGCUCCACAAGCUCAACAGGGAAUUUCUCUUGUGCAACGGGCGACUGUGGCACGGGAAAAAUUGAGUGCUCCGGAGAAGGAGCAUCGUCUCCGACGACUCUAAUCGAUUUUACCCUCGACGGUCCAAACGGUGAAGACUACUAUGACGUAACUGUCGCGAACGGUUACAACCUUCCCUUGGUUGUGGUCCCACAGCUUUCAGGGAGUGGCCGGACAUGCAGCAACGUUGGUUGCGUGGUCAACCUAAACAAGACAUGUCCGUCAGAGCUUAGGGUGAUGGGACGCUCCAACAAGCAACAGCCCAUCGCUUGCAUGAACGCUUGUGACAAAUUCGGGUUGCCGGAGUUCUGCUGCUACGGCGAGCACAGCACACCUGAAACAUGCCAACCGACGCUUUACUCAAAGAAUUUCAAGAACGAGUGUCCACUCGCUUAUAGCUAUGCUUAUGACGAUAGAAACAGCACCGUCAGAUGCUCAAACUCAGCUAACUACAUCCUCACCUUUUGCCCGCUGAUUACUUCGAACACCACCAACAACACCAUAAGCUCAGCGUCUCAAUCCUCCAAGGAAACAAAUGGAGGAACAAAACAAAAAUCAUCAUGGAAGUUAAAACUCAUACUUGGAGUCUCAGCAGCAGCUUUAACCAUGAUGAUCACAAUUUUCGUCGUAAUAAUAUUGAGAACAAAAAAUGAGAGAAAGAGUGAUUGGGAUGAGCAGAAUGUUGAGGCAGUUAUAAUGUUGAAACGAUAUAGUUAUACAAGAGUCAAGAAGAUGACAAACUCAUUUGCACAUGUUCUCGGGAAAGGAGGAUUUGGAACUGUCUACAAAGGAAAGUUACCCAAUAGCGGUCGGGAUAUUGCAGUAAAGAUCUUGAAGGAAACAGAGGGGAAUGGAGAAGAGUUCAUUAAUGAAGUAGCUAGCAUGAGUAGAACAUCUCAUGUCAAUAUUGUUUCUCUGCUUGGAUUCUGCUACGAAAGGAACAAGAGAGCUAUUAUCUACGAGUUCAUGCCGAAUGGAUCCCUCGACAAGUUUGUUUAUGAGAAUAUGUCAACCAAGAAAGAUUGGGAAAAAUUAUAUGACAUUGCGAUAGGUGUGUCUCGUGGGCUAGAGUAUUUGCACAAUCGUUGUGUCUCGAGGAUUGUGCAUUUCGACAUAAAGCCGCAGAACAUACUGAUGGACGAAAAUCUUUGUCCUAAGAUUUCAGAUUUUGGUCUUGCUAAACUCUGUAAAAACAAGGAGAGCAUCAUAUCGAUGCUACACAUGAGAGGGACCUUUGGAUAUAUUUCCCCUGAAAUGUUUUCCAAGAACUUUGGAGCAGUUUCGCACAAGUCAGAUGUUUAUAGUUUUGGUAUGGUCAUUCUUGAGAUGAUUGGAGCAAAGAAUAUAGAAAGGGUUAAAUAUUCUGGAUCCAACAAUAGUUCAAUGUACUUUCCAGAAUGGGUCUAUAAAGAUUUUGAGAAGGGAGAAACCACAAGGAUUUUUGGAGAUGGUAUGACCGAUGAAGAAGAGAAUAUUGCAAAGAAAUUAGUACUGGUUGCUCUAUGGUGUAUUCAGAUGAAUCCAUCUGAUCGUCCACCGAUGAUCAAAGUCAUUGAAAUGUUAGAGGGGAAUCUAGAGGCCAUCGAAGUUCCACCUAAUCCGUACUUGCUUUCACUCCCGGCACCAGUUCCAGAAUCUCUUGAAAAUAGCAAUGAGACUUCAACAUUCUUUAAUCCAAGUCAUUCUGAAAGAGGUACUCGCUUGUCUAGUGACGAAGAUGCUUUACACUUUUCUGAAGAAGUGUUUCAACAAACUAUUGAAGAGAGUCAGCAUGGGUCAAGGUCCUCCUAAGCUAAAGUCAACCGGAGAGUGGAUCUCUUAAGACUUGUCAAGAUCAGCAGGUAUUUUUUUUGAAUGACGGUUAGUCUUAAAAAUUUCUGACUUAUUUAGUGUUAAUUAUAUGCUUAUUAUAUGGUGUUUAUUAACAAACACUGAACAUUGUUGGUUGACGAAGACUAAUUUCCACUGUCUUUUUAAUGGAAAAUCAAUUUUAUUAUA
Molecule: messenger RNA, 2674 nt
Organism: Camelina sativa (false flax)
Lineage: Eukaryota; Viridiplantae; Streptophyta; Magnoliopsida; Brassicales; Brassicaceae
Product: PR5-like receptor kinase
Biological process (GO): protein phosphorylation
Molecular function (GO): ATP binding; protein kinase activity
Source: RefSeq, a predicted model, not a curated record